Messenger RNA from Danio aesculapii, 1545 nucleotides. RefSeq lists its product as uncharacterized. Gene Ontology annotation, molecular function: S-adenosylmethionine-dependent methyltransferase activity. Bases 448 to 1263 code for a protein of 271 amino acids. Lineage: Eukaryota; Metazoa; Chordata; Actinopteri; Cypriniformes; Danionidae. The record is from RefSeq and is a predicted model, not a curated record. The transcript has 6 exons.
CGACUUCCGUAACACUGCAAAGUCUUAUGACAGUUUAUGUGUUGUUCAAUAAUCUUGCCCAGCGUUGAUAAAGCGGCUUACAGUUGUCUCUGUAAACGGACAAGUUCUAAAGAACCGAUUCGCAUGAACACUACCACGAGAAUGAAUCGACUCUUAAAACGCCUACUGUACUGUUAUACAGUAUGACGUAGUAUGGGGUAGUACUGUAGUAUGCUAUUUAGAAUUAUAGCUGAGCCACCAACCCACGUCAUUCUCGAUUAUGACCGAAACAGUGACUUGGUUAGCAAUUGUUUUGUUCCCACCCAGUUCCAUUUGAUAUUAACUCGUGUUCUUACAUGUGUCCCGCCUCUUCGUGUGUCUAUAAUGUCCUGUAAUAAUUAACUCUUCUCGGCAGACGUGCAGAAUUUUACUCUGAAUAUUCGUCUGAAGACUUAACGUUACAGAAAAAUGACUGAACGAAUGUUUGAAGAGAAACAACAUGCCUCCCUCUAUCAACAAUAUCGAUUCGCUCCACCGGAUGAGCUGAAGGAGCUUAUUCUUCAGUAUCUGGACAAAAAGAAAGGAAAGCCCCAUCAGCUGGCUGUGGAUUUGGGCUGUGGGACAGGGCAGACCUCUCGCCCACUGACACCAUAUUUUCAGCAGGUGGUGGGCAUUGAUGUAAGUGAAUCACAGGUGGAGGAGGCGAGAGCAGUGCAGGGCUUCCCUAAUCUCACCUACAGAGUAGGCACAGCAGAGGAGCUGCCCUUCCCAGAUGCUUCAGUGGAUCUGCUGACAGCUGCAUCUGCUGCUCAUUGGUUUGAUGCUGAACGUUUCGUCAAGGAAGCUCAGCGUGUCCUGAAGCCUCAUGGAUGCUUGGCUCUCUUUGGCUAUAAUGACAGUAUGAAAAUACACCAUGAGUCCUGUGGAGAUCAACUUAAUAUCAUAUAUGAUGAACUGAAGCAAGAACUUCAGCCCUACACAAGCACUAAGAUAACUGGGGCUAGUACAAAGCUAAAGGACCUGUUUGAAGUCAUACCCUUUCCAGAUAAAGAGAGGAUUGAAACUAUUCCCAUAAAGGAACAGCUCAGCGUCAAGAACAUACUUGGCUUUUUUCAGACUUUUUCCAUGUACCAAGCAUAUCUGAGAGCCAAUCCAAAGGCUGCAACUGCACUGUUGGAGAAAACAUCAUCACGAAUUCUAGAGGAGAUAAAAGCAACUUCAACAGACGCCAAAGUUGACUUUAUAUGGGAGUAUUACUGUGUGCUUGCAUGUAAACCUGAGUGACACAUGACUCAAGUCUAAUGAUACACCUCUCUUUUACCCUCACCUCUCCUUUACUGUAAUCACAGGUGUUCAGCUACUGUAGUUAACUAUGUUUAAUCUUGCUUUGUUAAUCAAGUUAGCAAAUGUGUGGGUUUACAAAGCCCAUAUUUUUUAUGAUUUCACAUUAAAGAUUCUGAUAAUAAGAACCACUGAGUAUUUGCACUAUCCUAAUGUUCAUUCAGAAUACAGAAUACUUGCAUUAAUUGUAAUGUAGGCUAAACAAUAAAAUUUCAGUUUUUCUUA